Trifolium pratense (red clover) is the source of this 843-nucleotide messenger RNA. Its product is annotated as protein CUP-SHAPED COTYLEDON 1-like. NCBI's taxonomy places the organism in Eukaryota, Viridiplantae, Streptophyta, Magnoliopsida, Fabales, Fabaceae. Bases 1 to 843 code for a protein of 280 amino acids. The record is from RefSeq and is a predicted model, not a curated record. Gene Ontology annotation, biological process: regulation of DNA-templated transcription. The transcript has 4 exons. Gene Ontology annotation, molecular function: DNA binding.
AUGCCGAUUGGAUAUAGGUUCCACCCCACAGAAGAAGAGCUUGUGGGUCAUUACUUAGAACACAAGUUGGCUGGUAACGAUUCCAUAGUUAGCAACAUUACUGAAGUUAACCUUAACAGCAUUGAACCUUGGGAAUUACCAGUGAUGUUAGCAUUGUCAAAGACAACAUCGGAUGAUUCAGAAUGGUAUUUUUUUACUACCGAUGAUUUGAAGUACAAGACAAGCACAAGAUGUAUAAGGACUACCAAUGCUGGUUAUUGGAAAAAAACCGGCAUAACCCGUGAAAUCAAGAUCAAAGGAACCAACAAUGUUAUUGGCACAAAAAAGAUUUUUGUUUUUUACAAACAUUAUGGUUCUCAUAUUGAAAAGACUAACUGGAUCAUCCACCAAUAUCAUGCGAUUAACGUUCCUGAUAACAAGAGAAAUUUUGUUUUGUGUCGAUUGAUGGAGAAAACUGAAGUAGUAAGAGAUGAAUUGAUGUAUGAUGAAGGAGCAAGUAACCACGUUGCUGCGGGAGCUGAGUUAGAAAGCAUAGCGGAUUUAACUCCAAAUGUAUGUGGUUCCCCUGAAGUGACUAUGCAAUAUAACUUACUAGCAUCACCUCAUGAAGAUGAUUAUAGUUUCCCUGAAGCUACUAAUCAGACAUAUUUUGAAGGUUUAACAUCUUCAAAUGCACAUUUUAAGACUGAAAACAGCAAUGCAGGGUUUGCAUUUGAAACUGAUCAAGAGGUUAAGGCUAAUUAUAAUUCAUUCUUGGAUUCAGAUUCAGCAGUUGGUGAAGUUUAUAUUAGUUAUGAAACAAGUCAAAAUGCACCUGCUUUUGUUGAUGAUUCCACUGCAUAA